CCUUUUGACAAGUAGCCAUAUGCUCAUGCUUCUUUGGCAUCUUUGUAUAUUAAUUAGGAAAACACCUUUCAUAAUAUGUUGAUUGCAGGCUGAGGGAGUCACGGGGGCUGAUGGUGACAAGGACAAGGAUGAAGGCCGUUCUAAGGCACUCAAGGCGAACAAAGAAGAAGAUGACAAAAUGCGGACUACAGCCGCAAAUGUUGCUGCCCGAGUUGCUGUUGGAGGGGAUGAUAUGUUAUCGAAGUGGCAACUUAUGGCUGAGCAAGCCCGGCAGAAGCGUGAAGGAGGAACUGAUGUGGUGUCAGCUUCUCAGUCUGGUAAAGAUUCUAGUCGUCGGACUUUAUCUAAUCCUGGACGAGCUCUGAGGGACAACCAAGGAGCUGAAAUCAGAGGCUCCUCUUCUUCAGCAUUUGGGGGAAUGAGGAAAUUCGGGAGAGAUUCAGUUCAUACAAAGAUAGCCCGGAGUAUAACAGUUAAAGAUGUAAUCGCAGUCCUUGAAAGGGAGCCUCAGAUGUCAAAAUCUACAUUGAUCUAUCGCCUAUAUGACAAGAUACCUGGUGAUACAACAACAGCAGAAUGAGAUCAUAAUAGGAGAUGAAAUGCAAGAUCAUAGAAAACUUGUGUAAUAACCGUCAAUAAUUAAAUUGAGAUGACAGGUUUCUUAGCUUAUUCUUCCUAUUAGUAUCUUUUCUGCAUGUAAACUGUACAUCAGUUAAUAUGUAGAUUUCCCUAACAAUAAAUGUAACAUAAAUUGGUCACCUAAUCUAUUAGGUUCACGAGAGAAGUAUUACACCGUGUUUUGUUACUUAUACGAGGAGACUGUUUGGAUAUCA
Molecule: messenger RNA, 833 nt
Organism: Papaver somniferum (opium poppy)
Lineage: Eukaryota; Viridiplantae; Streptophyta; Magnoliopsida; Ranunculales; Papaveraceae
Product: transcription initiation factor TFIID subunit 4b-like
Exons: 3
Coding region: 179-580 (133 amino acids)
Biological process (GO): transcription initiation at RNA polymerase II promoter
Cellular component (GO): transcription factor TFIID complex
Molecular function (GO): DNA binding; RNA polymerase II general transcription initiation factor activity
Source: RefSeq, a predicted model, not a curated record